GGGGAGGGGGGUCAGCCCCGAGUGCAGCCGCCCAGCUCCCCACCGGCCCCGGGGUCGGUCUCCGCUGACCUCUGGGUGAGCGAGGCAUUGCGAGCCAGGGAGGGAUGGGAUCUGCGGGAGCCUCUGCCAAGAGCUGGCUCCAGAUCCGCAGGCAGCUCUGGGCUGCAUUUCCCCUCCGGCGCGAAGAGGAGCUGGGGUGUCCGGGGUUCACUCCUCGCUGACACCGACCCCCCGAGACCCUCAGCGGCACGCCGGGCCCCGCGGGGAGUCCCGUCUCCGUCCUCCCCUCCCGCCUUGGCCGAGCCCCAGCUCCUCGCCCGGAGGAAGGGUGCACGUUGUGGGCAUCUCCCAUCCACCGAAAUCUAUGAUCAGCUCGGUGUGUGUCUCCUCCUACCGUGGACGCAAGUCUGGGAACAAACCACCCUCCAAAACAUGCCUGAAGGAAGAGAUGGGCAAAGGGGAAGAGUCGGACAAGAUCACCAUCAACGUGGGCGGCACCCGGCAUGAGACCUACAAGAGCACCCUGCGGACUCUGCCGGGCACCCGCCUGGCCUGGCUGGCCGACCCCGACGCCCAGAGCAACUUUGACUUUGAUGGCAAAAGCAACGAGUUCUUCUUCGACCGGCACCCCGGCAUCUUCUCCUACGUGCUCAACUACUACCGCACGGGGAAGCUGCACUGCCCCGCGGACAUCUGCGGGCCCCUCUUCGAGGAGGAGCUCACCUACUGGGGCAUCGACGAGACCGACGUGGAGCCCUGCUGCUGGAUGACCUACCGGCAGCACCGCGACGCCGAGGAGGCCCUGGACAUCUUUGAGAGUCCCGAGCCUGGCGGAGGGGCUGCUGGAGAGGAGGCUGAAGAGGAAGGGGGUAGGGAGAUGGCCCUGCAGCGCCUGGGCAUGGAUGACAGGCCUCCCGGGGCAGCAGGGGCGGCUGGAGGGGGUGGAUGCUGCAGGAACUGGCAGCCCAAGAUGUGGGCGCUCUUUGAGGAUCCCUACUCGUCCAAGGCGGCAAGGGUGGUUGCUUUCGCCUCGCUUUUCUUCAUCCUGGUCUCCAUCACAACCUUCUGCCUGGAGACACACGAGGCCUUCAACAUCAACGUCAACGUGACGGAGACCCUGGUGGUGGGCAACACCACCACGGUGCUGCUGACCCACAAGGUGGAGACGGAGCCCAUCCUCACCUACAUCGAAGGGGUCUGCGUGCUGUGGUUCACCCUCGAGUUCCUGGUUCGCAUCAUCUGCUGCCCAGACAAGCUUCUCUUCAUUAAAAACCUGCUCAACAUCAUUGACUUCGUGGCCAUCUUGCCCUUCUACCUGGAGGUGGGUCUCAGUGGCCUGUCCUCCAAGGCUGCCCGGGACGUGCUGGGUUUCCUGCGGGUCGUUCGCUUCGUGCGCAUCCUGCGGAUCUUCAAGCUGACGCGGCACUUUGUGGGUCUGCGCGUGCUGGGCCACACUCUGCGGGCCAGCACCAACGAAUUCCUGCUCCUCAUCAUCUUCCUCGCCUUGGGGGUCUUGAUUUUCGCCACCAUGAUCUACUACGCCGAGCGGAUCGGAGCCAAGACGUCCGACCCCACCGGGAACGACCACACUCACUUUAAGAACAUCCCCAUCGGCUUCUGGUGGGCCGUGGUCACCAUGACCACCCUGGGCUAUGGUGACAUGUACCCCAAGACCUGGUCAGGGAUGGUGGUGGGCGCCCUGUGCGCGCUGGCCGGGGUGCUGACCAUCGCCAUGCCCGUGCCCGUCAUCGUCAAUAACUUUGGGAUGUAUUAUUCCUUGGCCAUGGCCAAGCAGAAGCUGCCAAAGAAGAAGAAAAAGCAUAUACCCCGUCCAGCCCAGCUGGACUCACCCACCUACGGCAAAUCCGAGGAGAACUCGCCCCGGAACAGCACCCAGAGCGACACAUGCCCACUGGCAGUGGAGGAGGGGGUGACUGAGAGGAAACGGUCAGACUCCAAGCAGAACGGGGAGGCCAACGUGGUGCUGUCGGACGAGGAGCAGCCGCUGUCCCCCAUGGACGAGGAGCAGCGGCCGAUGCGGCGCUCCAGCACCCGCGACAAGAACAAGAAAUCCUCCACGUGCUUCCUGCUGGCCACGGGGGACUUCUCCUGUGCAGCAGAUGGAGGCAUCCAGAAAGAUUCCUGCCAGGACACCCUCGCUUCCAGUUACCCCCAGGGUGAGGUGGUCACCUUCUCCUGAGCCCCUGCUGGUGCAGGCACUGCCCUGGCCAGGGAUGCUUUCCCUGGGGGAUGCCCUCCCUAGGGUGGAAGGAGGCUCUCCCUGGGGCCAGGGGAUGCUCUUCCUAAGGCUGAAGGGUGCAUUUGCCCAGAGAUGCUCUCCCCAAGGCUGGGACAUGCAUUCCUCCAGGGAUUCUCUCCCCAAAGCCCAGGGAUGCUCUCCCCAAGGCUGGGACAUGCAUUCCUCCAGGGAUUCUCUCCCCAAAGCCCAGGGAUGCUUUCCCUCAGGCUGGGACAUGCAUUACUCCAGGGAUGCUCUUCCCAAGGGACAUGCUCUCCCCAGGGCUGAGGGAUGCUCUCCUCAAGGCUGGGACAUGCAUUCCUCCAGGGGUGCUCUCCCUGGGACCGGGGGAUGCUCUUCCUAAGGCUGAAGGAUGCAUUCUCCCAGGGAUGCUCUUCACAAAGCCCAGGGAUGCUCUUCCCAAGGGAGAUGCUCUUCCCAGGUCUGAGGGAUGCUCUCCCCAAAGCCCAGGGUUGCUCUCCUCAAGGCUGGGACAUGCAUUCCCCCAGGGAUGCUCUCCCCAGGCCCAGGGAUCCUCUCCCCAAGGCUGAAGGAUGCAUUCCUCCAGGGAUGCUCUCCCUGGGGCCAGGGGAUGCUCUUCCUAAGGCUGAAGGAUGCAUUCCCCCAGAGAUGCUCUCCCCAAAGCCCAGGGAUGCUCUCCUCAAGGCUGGGACGUACAUUCCUGCAGGGAUGCUCUCCCUGGGGUCAAGGGAUGCUCUCCCUAAGGCUGAAGGAUGCAUUUGCCCAGGGAUGUCCUCCCAAAGCCCAGGGAUGCUCUCCCUGAGGCCAAGGAAUGCUCUCCCCAAGGCUGUGACAUGUUUCCUCCAGGGAUGCUCUCCCCAAAGCCCAGGGAUGCUUUUCCUAAGGCUGGGACAUGCAUUCCUCCAGGGAUGCCCUCCCUAAGCUCCAGAGAUGUUCUCUUCAAGGCUGGGACAUGCAUUCCCCCAGGGCUGCCCUUCCCAAGGAGCUUUCUCUCCCCAAAGCUCCAUCUCCUGGGGGUGUUGGCAGCUGGGUCCCUCCCAGAGGUGCCACAGAGCAGCAGGGCCGGGGGGAGGUUGGGGACAGCCCCAUUCGCCUUCCUGGUGCCAGCCCUGCCACGGCCACGCUGCCCCUGCACCCCCUGGGCUGCCCCCCACGCUGCCCACGCUUCUGGCUGCACCUCACCCUGCACAUCUGGAGAUCCAGCUGCUCACCAGGACAUCUCUGCACCGUGCCCUGACCCCUCCAGCGUCACACGGACACUGGCACCUCCUCUGGGCACUCCAGGGGGACAAAGGCUCUGCUCUGGUGCCACUCCAGGGUGACAAAGGCUCUGCUCUGCGUGCCACCCCAGAGUGCCAAGGGCUCCACUCUGGGUGCCACUCCAGGGCAACAAAGGCUCCAAUGGAGGAUGGCACUCUGGGGUGCCAAGGGCUCCUCUCUGGGUGCCACAGGCUCCACUCUGGAUGCCACCCCAGGGUACCGCAGGCUCCACUGCAGGUGCCACUCCAGGGUGCCACAGGCUCUGCUCUGGUGCCACUCUGGGGUGCCAAAAGCUCCACUCUGGGUGUCCCUCCAGGGUGCCACAGGCUCCUCUCUGGGUGCCACUCUGGGGUGCCACAGGCUCCACCCAGGGUGACAGAGGCCCCACUCUGGGUGCCAAAGGCUCCACUAGAGGGUGGCACUCCAGGGUGUUAAAGGCUCUGCUCUGGGUGCCACUCCAGAGUGACAAAGGCUUCACCCCAGGGUGCCAAGGGCUCCACUCUGGUGCCACUCUGGGGUGCCACAAGCUCUGCUCUGGGUGCCACUCUGGGGUGCCACAGGCUCCACUCCGGUGCCAUCAUCACCCCCUCCCAUGGGUGCUGGUCCCAGGGGCACAGGGGAGCCCAGAGGAGCGUUUGGGGUGCAGGGAUGGGGAUGGAAGCAAUAGGAGAGCGAGGUGUGGGGGGUCCCUGGAGGGGUCAGGGUCCUUCCAACGCUGUUCCAUAUCUCUGUGACCAAGGCAAUACUAAUCCUGUCCGUCUGUCCUGUGCGCAUGCCUGUCCAAUGUGUAGAGUUCCAAUAAAGUCAUCCAUGAGCUGAGUCAGCUCCCCUACC
This is a messenger RNA of Melospiza melodia melodia, 4315 nucleotides long. RefSeq names its product potassium voltage-gated channel subfamily C member 4 (gene KCNC4). The transcript is spliced from 5 exons. Gene Ontology annotation, molecular function: delayed rectifier potassium channel activity; protein binding. Gene Ontology annotation, biological process: potassium ion transmembrane transport; protein homooligomerization. Bases 365 to 2200 code for a protein of 611 amino acids. NCBI's taxonomy places the organism in Eukaryota, Metazoa, Chordata, Aves, Passeriformes, Passerellidae. Gene Ontology annotation, cellular component: presynaptic membrane; postsynaptic membrane; voltage-gated potassium channel complex. The record is from RefSeq and is a predicted model, not a curated record.